AUUAACGGCAAUAAACCCUUCUGCGCGGAACCGUCAUCGUCGCUGUUAGUCGAGAGUUUUCUCACACCAGCCGAUUUCUUUUAUGUGAGAAAUCACUUGCCCGUUCCUGAGAUAGAUUUGAAGGAUUACACGCUAGAAUUGGCGAUAGAAGGAACGACCAAAAAGACGCUUGACUUCAAGGCAAUAACGAAGUAUAAAAAGCACACGAUAACAGCGGCCGUAAUGUGCGGCGGAAACAGGCGUUCAGACAUGUCAAAGGUAAAAACACUGAAAGGUAUUAACUGGAACGUGGGUGCUGUUGGAAAUGCAACAUGGACAGGUGCACGAUUGUGCGACGUAUUGAAAGAUUUAGGAAUUAAUGAAGAUGCAUUUAAUCAUGUUCAGUUUGAGGGAUACGAUCUGGAUCCAUCUGGUAUGCCGUAUGGGGCAAGCAUUCCUAUCUCUAAAGCAAUGGAUCCGAGAGCGGACGUGAUCCUGGCUUAUGAAAUGAACGGCAAACCAUUGAGCAGAGAUCACGGAUUCCCGAUUAGAGUGAUUGUACCUGGUGUCGUUGGGGCGAGAAACGUGAAAUGGCUGAGCAAAAUUAGCGUGUCGAAGGAAGAGAGUCAGUCGCAGUGGCAACAGGGCGACUACAAAGGAUUCUCCCCAAGCACAGAUUGGGACAAUGUGGACUUCAGGAAAUCGCCCGCGAUACAAGAAAUGCCUGUAAUAUCGGCCAUUUGUCAGCCGCAAAAUUCAGAUGUGGUCAAAGUCAACGAGAAUGGCAAAAUCCAAGUGAAAGGUUACGCAUGGUCCGGUGGUGGCCACAAGGUAAUCCGUAUUGACGUCACAAAUGAUAAAGGUAAGACUUGGCACACAGCGGAUUUGACGGAAGAUCUUCAGGCCAAGCAAGGUCGAUACUGGAGUUGGACAUUGUGGAACGUGGAACUUCCUGUGGACAAGAAUUCGAAAGAGGUUGAAAUCUGGGCGAAAGCGGUCGACUCGGCAUAUAACGUCCAACCGGAAAGCUUCAAUAACAUCUAUAAUUUAAGAGGAUUGCUCUGCAACGCGUAUCACAAAAUAAAAAUUCAAUUGAAGCAAUGAACGAAUUUGUUUUCCAUUGAUCAUUGGCAUAUUGUCUAUUUUAAGUCUUGCAAGUCAAGAAUUUGGUACUCUCUCUCUACAAAAAAAAUUUGUGAUAUACGAAAGGAGAAAAUUAUGCUUAUUAUCUUUCUUUUCUCUUCUCUUUCUCUAAACGAUAAAGAUGUGGUAAUUUAAGGUAGAAAUCAUUAUACAUUUUAAUGAAUUGAUAUGCAAUUAUUAUAUAUAUAAUUUUGUAAGAAAAAUCGAUGCAAUAAUACUCGUGAAAUCACG
Temnothorax curvispinosus is the source of this 1353-nucleotide messenger RNA. RefSeq names its product probable sulfite oxidase, mitochondrial (gene shop). Gene Ontology annotation, cellular component: mitochondrion. The record is from RefSeq and is a predicted model, not a curated record. Gene Ontology annotation, molecular function: oxidoreductase activity; molybdenum ion binding. The transcript is spliced from 7 exons. NCBI's taxonomy places the organism in Eukaryota, Metazoa, Arthropoda, Insecta, Hymenoptera, Formicidae. The annotation marks the transcript as partial.